This is a messenger RNA of Thamnophis sirtalis, 5316 nucleotides long. Lineage: Eukaryota; Metazoa; Chordata; Lepidosauria; Squamata; Natricidae. The record is from RefSeq and is a predicted model, not a curated record.
AUGUCAUCUGACAGUGAGAUGGCAGCUUUUGGGGUUGCUGCCCCCUUUCUCCGCAAGUCAGAGAAAGAGAGAAUUGAAGCUCAAAACAAGCCCUUUGAUGCCAAGUCAUCUGUCUUUGUGGUGGAUCCUAAGGUUUCCUUUGUAAAAGGUGUUGUCCAGAGCAGGGAAGCGGGGAAAGUCACAGUUAAGAAAGAAGGUGCAGGUGGAGAGACUGUAACUGUUAAAGAUGACCAAGUCUUUCCAAUGAACCCACCCAAAUUUGACAAAAUUGAGGACAUGGCCAUGAUGACCCACCUCAAUGAACCUGCUGUCCUGUAUAACCUCAAAGAGCGUUAUGCAGCCUGGAUGAUUUAUACAUAUUCAGGUCUCUUCUGUGUCACAGUCAAUCCCUACAAGUGGUUGCCAGUGUACAACCCAGAGGUGGUUAAUGCAUAUAGAGGGAAAAAACGCCAAGAGGCCCCUCCUCAUAUCUUCACCAUCUCUGACAAUGCAUAUCAGUUCAUGUUAACUGAUCGCGAGAAUCAGUCAAUCCUGAUCACCGGAGAAUCUGGUGCUGGAAAGACUGUGAACACGAAACGUGUCAUUCAGUACUUCGCAACAAUUGCUGCAACUAGUGACAAGAAGAAGGAUGAACCACAGCAAACUGGCAAGUUAAAGGGCACCCUUGAAGAUCAAAUCAUCAGUGCCAACCCCUUGUUGGAAGCUUUUGGAAAUGCCAAGACUGUGAGGAAUGACAAUUCAUCUCGCUUUGGCAAAUUCAUCAGAAUCCAUUUUGGUGCCACUGGCAAGCUGGCUUCUGCAGACAUUGAGACAUAUCUGCUGGAGAAGUCCAGAGUUACCUUCCAGCUCAAGGCUGAAAGAAGCUACCAUAUCUUUUAUCAGAUCAUGUCCAACAAGAGGCCAGAACUGAUCGAGAUGCUUCUGAUUACUACCAACCCAUAUGACUUCCAUUUUGUCAGCCAGGGUGAGAUCAGUGUUGCCAGCAUUAAUGAUCAGGAAGAGUUAAUGGCAACUGACGAAGCCAUUGACAUCCUGGGCUUCACUGCUGAGGAAAAGACAGCCAUUUACAAGCUGACUGGAGCUGUCAUGCACUACGGGAACAUGAAGUUCAAGCAGAAGCAGCGGGAGGAGCAAGCUGAGCCAGACGGCACGGAAGUUGCUGACAAGGCUGCCUACCUCAUGAAUCUCAACUCAGCAGAUCUGUUGAAAGCUCUGUGCUAUCCCCGGGUCAAAGUCGGCAAUGAAUAUGUCACCAAAGGCCAAACUGUCCAGCAGGUCUACAAUAAUGUUGGUGCUUUGGGUAAGGCCGUCUAUGAGAAGAUGUUCUUGUGGAUGGUCAUUCGCAUCAACCAACAAUUGGAUACCAAACAAGCCAGACAAUAUUUCAUUGGUGUGCUGGAUAUUGCUGGCUUUGAGAUCUUUGAUUAUAACAGCUUGGAGCAGCUUUGCAUCAACUUCACCAAUGAGAAACUGCAACAGUUUUUUAACCAUCACAUGUUUGUCCUGGAGCAAGAAGAGUACAAGAAGGAAGGAAUUGAAUGGGAAUUCAUUGACUUUGGGAUGGAUCUGGCUGCCUGCAUUGAGCUCAUUGAGAAGCCCAUGGGCAUUUUCUCCAUCCUGGAAGAAGAGUGCAUGUUCCCAAAGGCAACAGACACGUCCUUCAAGAACAAACUUUAUGACCAGCAUCUUGGCAAAUCAAGCAACUUCCAGAAACCCAAGCCUGCCAAAGGCAAGGCUGAGGCCCACUUUGCCUUGGUACACUAUGCUGGCACUGUGGAUUAUAAUAUCAGUGGCUGGUUGGAGAAGAACAAGGAUCCCUUGAAUGACACCGUGGUAGGACUCUACCAGAAAUCCUCAAUGAAGACUUUAGCUUCGUUGUUUGCUGAUCGCCCUUUAGAAGAGGGCAAGAAGGCUGCCAAGAAGAAGGGUUCUUCUUUCCAGACUGUGUCUGCACUUUUCAGGGAGAACUUAAACAAACUGAUGUCCAACCUGAGAAGUACUCACCCACACUUUGUGCGUUGCAUUAUUCCCAAUGAAACAAAAACGCCUGGUGCUAUGGAUCAUGAACUUGUGCUUCAUCAGCUGAGAUGCAAUGGUGUACUGGAAGGCAUCCGCAUUUGCAGAAAGGGAUUUCCCAGUAGGAUCAUUUAUGCUGAUUUCAAACAGAGAUACAAAAUUCUGAAUGCAAGUGCCAUUCCAGAGGGCCAGUUCAUUGAUAGCAAGAAAGCUUCUGAGAAACUUCUUGGAUCCAUUGAUGUGGACCAUACCCAGUAUAAAUUUGGACACACCAAGGUGUUCUUUAAGGCUGGUCUUUUAGGUCUCCUAGAAGAAAUGAGAGAUGAUAAGUUGGCCCACCUGAUAACACGCACCCAAGCUAUGUGUCGUGGUUUCUUAGCAAGAACAGAGUAUCAGAAAAUGUUACAAAGGAGGGAGGCUAUCUUCACUAUUCAGUACAGUGUCCGUUCAUUCAUGAACGUCAAACAUUGGCCAUGGAUGAAAUUGUACUUCAAGAUCAAGCCCCUGCUGAAGAGUGCGGAGUCAGAGAAGGAAAUGGCCAACAUGAAGGAAGAGUUUGAGAAAACAAAGGAGAAUCUUGCCAAGGCAGAAGCCAAAGUGAAGGAGCUAGAAGAAAAAAUGGUGUCCCUGAUGCAGGAAAAGAAUGACUUGCAACUCCAAGUCCAAGCUGAAUCUGAUGGCUUGGCAGAUGCCGAGGAGAGAUGUGACCAGCUAAUCAAAACCAAAAUCCAACUGGAAGCUAAAAUUAAGGAGCUGACUGAGCGAGCUGAAGAUGAAGAAGAAAUGAAUGCUGAAUUGACAGCCAAGAAGAGGAAACUGGAGGACGAAUGCUCAGAACUGAAGAAAGACAUUGAUGAUCUUGAGCUGACACUGGCCAAGGUUGAAAAGGAGAAGCAUGCUACAGAAAACAAGGUGAAAAACCUUACUGAAGAGAUGGCGGUCUUGGACGAGAGCAUUGCCAAACUGACCAAGGAGAAGAAAGCCCUGCAAGAGGCCCAUCAACAGACCUUGGAUGAUCUGCAGGCAGAGGAGGACAAAGUGAACACUCUGACCAAAGCAAAGACUAAGCUGGAACAGCAAGUAGAUGAUCUUGAAGGGUCUCUGGAGCAAGAAAAGAAACUUCGCAUGGACCUUGAAAGAGCUAAGAGGAAGCUAGAAGGGGAUUUGAAGCUAGCUCAGGAAUCCACAAUGGAUCUGGAAAAUGAUAAGCAGCAGCUGGAUGAAAAGCUGAAGAAGAAAGACUUUGAAAUCAACCAACUGCAAAGCAGGAUUGAAGAUGAGCAAGUCCUGGGCUCCCAGCUUCAGAAGAAGAUCAAGGAGCUGCAGGCUCGUAUUGAGGAACUGGAAGAGGAGAUUGAGGCAGAACGGGCAUCUCGCGCCAAAGCAGAGAAACAGCGGGGUGAUCUCUCCAGGGAACUUGAGGAGAUCAGUGAGCGUCUGGAGGAAGCUGGUGGAGCAACUGUAGCUCAGAUUGAGAUGAACAAGAAACGUGAGGCAGAAUUUCAGAAAAUGCGCCGGGACCUUGAAGAGGCCACCUUGCAGCAUGAAGCCAUGGCUGCUGCCCUCCGCAAGAAGCACGCAGAUAGUACAGCUGAACUUGGGGAACAAAUUGAUAACCUGCAGCGAGUGAAGCAGAAGCUGGAGAAGGAGAAGAGUGAACUGAAGAUGGAGAUUGAUGAUCUUGCAAGCAAUAUGGAAUCUGUCUCUAAAGCUAAGGCCAAUCUUGAAAAGAUGUGCCGCACACUAGAGGAUCAGCUAAGCGAACUUAAAACAAAGGACGAAGAGCAUAUGCGUACCAUUAAUGACCUCAAUGCUCAAAGAGCUCGCCUACAAACAGAAUCAGGUGAGCUCUCACGACAAGUGGAAGAAAAAGACUCUUUGAUCUCCCAGCUCUCCAGAAGUAAGCAAGCAUUUACUCAACAAAUUGAGGAACUGAAGCGACAUCUUGAGGAAGAGAUAAAGGCCAAGAAUGCCCUGGCUCAUGGCUUGCAAUCGGCUCGACAUGACUGUGACCUCCUUCGAGAGCAAUAUGAAGAGGAGCAGGAAGCCAAAGCUGAACUACAACGUGCCCUGUCCAAGGCAAACAGUGAAGUUGCCACAUGGAGGACAAAAUAUGAGACUGAUGCCAUUCAGCGGACUGAGGAACUGGAGGAAGCUAAGAAGAAGCUUGCUCAGCGUCUGCAGGAAGCUGAGGAACAUGUAGAAGCUGUGAAUUCCAAAUGUGCUUCCUUGGAGAAGACCAAGCAGAGGUUGCUGAAUGAAGUGGAGGACGAGGAACAAUCCAAUGUGAACCUUUCCAAGUUCCGCAAGAUUCAGCAUGAGCUGGAAGAAGCUGAGGAACGGGCUGACAUUGCUGAGUCCCAGAACACUAGCCUGAUCAACACCAAGAAGAAGCUGGAAACAGACAUUGCCCAGAUGCAGAGUGAAAUGGAGGAGACUAUUCAGGAGGCACGAAAUGCUGAAGAAAAGGCCAAGAAAGCCAUCACUGAUGCAGCCAUGAUGGCUGAAGAACUGAAGAAGGAACAAGACACCAGCGCCCAUCUUGAAAGGAUGAAGAAGAAUCUGGACCAGACUGUGAAGGAUCUGCAACACCGUCUUGAUGAGGCAGAGCAACUAGCCCUGAAAGGAGGGAAAAAACAGAUCCAGAAAUUGGAGGCUAGGGUUCGUGAACUGGAGUCUGAGUUUGAGAACGAGCAGAAGCGUAGUGCAGAGGCUAUCAAAGGUGUACGGAAAUAUGAGAGAAGAGUAAAGGAACUAACUUAUCAGUCUGAAGAAGACCGGAAAAAUGUUCUGAGGCUCCAGGAUCUGGUCGAUAAACUACAGCUUAAAGUGAAAGCAUACAAGAGACAAGCUGAAGAGGCCGAGGAACAAUCCAAUGUGAACCUUUCCAAAUUCCGCAAGAUUCAGCAUGAGCUGGAAGAAGCUGAGGAACGGGCUGACAUUGCUGAGUCCCAGGUGAACAAACUCAGGGUGAAGACCCGAGAAGUAAAAUNGGAAGCUUCCCAGAAGGAGUCUCGGUCUCUGAGCACAGAGCUCUUCAAGAUGAAGAACGCAUAUGAGGAAUCCUUGGAUCACCUGGAAACUCUGAGGCGCGAGAACAAGAACCUCCAGCAGGAAAUAUCUGACCUAACGGAACAGAUUGCUGAGGGAGGAAAGGCCAUCCAUGAACUAGAGAAAGUGAAGAAGCAGAUUGAACAGGAGAAGGGUGAACUCCAGGCUUCUUUAGAAGAGGCUGAGGUAAUCAUGUCAUUAUUAGUAGAAAAGCAAGUAAUGUUUUAUAUAAUUAAGCAGGCUACUUAA